AAUCCAAGAGUACCCAGAUGCAGCGCCAAGAUGGCGGACCCAAAGAUAGAAAACCACAUUUACAAAACGCAAUAAGUUUCCGCAUUACCUCCGAUUGGCGGACCCAAAACAUGAACUUUGAACUUCUGCUUUGCGAUGCCAGAACAGUAGGUGGCGGUAUGUACCUACACUUUCUGACGGCAAAAUUUACAGAAGAAGAAGAACUCUCAGGAAGUUUGAAAAGAAGCAAGCCGUCCGCAUUCAUUCAAUCUCACAUCCGACCACUCAAACUAACCCUAACCCUGCAUUCCAUUGUUUCCAUCAUGGGAAAUCUAAGUGACGCUAUCAAAUUAACAGGAACAUUGCGCAGAAGAUAUGUCCUGGGCAAUGGACUGAGAAAACGGGCAGAGAUUUGGAGGUAUUUGUGCAUGCUCUAUAUUACAGUUGAAAAGUGUAUAACAGCUUUCCAAUGCUGUUACUUGUGGCGAAGAACACCUUUUUGCUUGAGUUGAUGCGUGCCCGCAGGUGGAAUAAUGUCACAUGUCACACACAUUUUCUGUUGUUUUGAUUUAUUUACUCAUUCAUCAUUUUAUGUGCGCACCUCUCCUAAUCAACCCACCCAUUAAAUAGACAGGCACAAUAGCACCAUCUGCUGGCACAAAAAAUACAUAACAAUAAACUGCAAAACCCCAAUCUGGCUCCUACAAAGUGUAUGUGACAAGAUGAUUAACGUUUGCUUUUGUUAAAUCAGGGCUUCCCCAGCCAGGACUUCGGCUCAGACUGUGGCAUAUUCAUGUUGAUGGUAGGUCAUAACGAGCUGUAAUGCACAAAUAUUGUAUCUAGAAUAACUUUCCAACAUGGACUUUUUUAAAGUUAUCUCACAUGUUGUCUCAUAAUUUUUUUUUUAAAGUCUGCCAUAUACAUCGUUAUGGAGUCACAGUUUGACUACUCAGUUGUAAGUACUUUUCAACACGCAGUGUCAUCCUCAAGAUUGUAUUUUGUAUUGUGCACUAAAAUGAAAUACAAACAACAAUCUCAGCAUGACAUGCCUGUUUGGCGGCGAUGGUGGUGCCUGUUGCUCCUGGAGAACAAUUCUUUGAACAGGUAGACAGUUUAAGUAAACUAGAUGUCCUAAUUAACUGGAAGACAAUCAAUAUAUUGUACUUAAAGACAUAUUGUCAUUACAGUUGUGGGAAAAUCUUCGCCCACUGGACCAAAGAAUGUCAAGAGCUCACUGCUGGAAAGCAUACUCCGGUCUUCAGUCUAAAGAGGAAGGCAGAGCAGCAGGACAUAGAGGUUAGAAAAUUGCCUUGUAAAAACAGUAUUAUCUCAGUGGGAGUCCUUCAAAAUGCACACAGUUGUAUGGAUCAACAUUGUCUCGAUGUAUUUGGUAAUUGAUGUUACUUUUCAAAUUGCCUUGUCAAGGAAACCAUGACGCAGACGGUAUCGGAUGUCCAAAGAAUGUGCAUGGCAGAUUCAAUGCAAUUCUGUGUCUACCAGACAUCGAACAACACAGGAGAGAGGUGUGUUGCAGACUCAAUUUAAUAAAUGCAAUUAUUGGGGCCUAUUCAGUGAUUUUCCAUGAAGUGACCACUUUUACAUAUAGUUUAAAUGCACGAAUCAUGCAGGAAAAUUAUUUAUACAUUCAAAUGUGCUGCAGAGGUAUAAUCAAUUGGACAGCGUGUUUGUUUAAUAUUAUUUUUGUCUCUCAUUUGAUCAGAUUGCUUUACCCUGAGGUAAACGUCAUAAAAUGGGUCCAGUGCAAGACGUGCAGGGACUGGCUGCAUCAGGAUUGUGCUGGGAUUGAAAUGGAGCCGUUUGACUGCGGGUGCGAGGACUCCAUUGAGCAUCCUCGGUAUAACAUAAUUUAUCAGGGAAACAUAGUAUCAGUCAAAAAUACGAGGCUCAAAGGAUGAAAAAAUGAGGGCUUGCUCUUUUCUUAUUUCUCUGCAGGAUCAAGGAUGCUGUUGACAGUUGAGGAAUUCAUGCUGUCUUUUCUAAGACACAGAUCAAGGUUGCUUUUGAAUGCACUAUCAGUUGUUAAAGCCACCGUUUCUUUUUCAGAUGAUUACAUUUUGUCUCUUGCUCUUUGGUUUCAGACAUUACACGAUGAUCUACUGUCUGGAAAGAUCCGCUCCAACAGAAUGUUCCUUUGGAGGAAUCCCGCCACCUCACUCCGACAAAAGCAGCAUCUUAAGAUAAGGACACUAAGUUGGAGUGAGCAGCGCGUAAGUAAAAAUGCCAUCCAUCAUGAGUAUUUUUACUCUCAGGGGUGUUACAUUUGAAAGGUGUUUACUUUCUGUGUUUUUCUUCAAUAGAUGUUAGAGCUCCUGCGGUUCAUUGAGGUGGCAACAAACAUUUCUAAAAAAAUAAAGAGAGGCGAGAUUUAUCUGCUUGAUUUCGUUUUUGACGUCAUGCUCCCAGAGGUGAGUAGAUCAAACUAUAUAGCUUGCUUUGAAAAUUGAUGAUAUUGUUAAGAGGUUGUUCUUAUUCAUUUGGAAAGCUCAAGAACAACAAUUAACCCAUACUGCAUAACUUCAAUUGUUCACAUUAUUUGACUGUUUUUCAGCUUUUGAUCAAAGCACUGAAGGAGCAUGGCAUCAACCGGUUCAGAGCAGAGCUGAUGAUGGCCUGUGGCAACGUGUUUUAAGCCCCCCACCACACCGACGGCAGUGCUGAAUUUUGUAUAUAUAUAUAUUUUUUUUUACUGUUCACAAUUUUGUUUGGAAAAAAUUAAAGAAAUCUUCAAAGCAGUUGUAUGACAAUUUCCCAUUUCUUUACACAGUC
This is a messenger RNA of Xyrichtys novacula (pearly razorfish), 2766 nucleotides long. Lineage: Eukaryota; Metazoa; Chordata; Actinopteri; Labriformes; Labridae. The record is from the annotation of a GenBank genome assembly.